UUCUUUUUGAAAGUCUUGACUGAGGGUGAACAUGUGCCUUAAAGAGUGAAGAGUUCUGGCUGAAGUGCUGACAUCCAUUUCUCGUUGAGAAAAAGAAGGUAACCUAUCACAGUUUUCUACCUCCAUAUUCCCAAGUGACUUAAGUGAGAGUGAUGAUUGACUGAGAUAGGAUGAAAAGGACGGGAAAAUAAGACUGCACGAGAGGUGACAGAAGACGUGGCAAGAUAAAGAGAAAAGGCAGAAUAGGAGAAAGUGAGACAUAGUGAGACAAAGCAAAACAAGACACAACAAACAAGGGCAAGAAACGGAUUUCAAGAACACAGUUCAAGAGAAGACGCAAGACAAGGAAAGCUACGAGACCAGACCAACUAAAGCAAGAGAGGACAAAGAAAAGAAGCCAAUUAAGGGAUCCUGUCAAACUUCAGUGUAUCACUGGGGACAGAGGCCAGAGAAGAAUGGCAUGCCAGGCAUUCAGCGCUGACUCUUUCACCCAAAUUGCAGUAGAUUCACCCUUGCCAAUCCUCAUGCACCAUGCAUCCACCAAUGACUGCCUGCCAACCACCUCCCAUGCUCACAGCAUGGUUUCUUCAGUACCAUCUGGGUUGUCCCUGGGUCAGUCCUCCAAGCGCUCUCACAUGCCCCUGUCCACCUCGUCCCUUGGCAACCCUCUUGGCAACGGCCCCUCGAGUCUACAUUACCCAGUCACCCCCUGUCACUACAGCAACCAGCAGGCCACGUACGGCAUGAUGGCAGCUCAGGAGAUGCUCUCUGCCAGUAUUUCUCAGACUCGUAUCCUGCAGACAUGUGGUGUCCCUCACCCUAACAUGGUGAGCAGUGCAAAUCCCUUGCAAGGGUCUCUUACUCCUUGCUUGUACAAGUUUCCGGAUCAUGGUCUAAGUAGUGGUUCUUGUGCAUUAAGCCAUGGUUUCUCUUCACUGUCCUCUGCCUUUCUCUCGACUGAUGAGGCCCCUGGCGGCCCCAUUGUUGGAGAGGUGAAAACUGAUGCCCAGAGGAAGACAGUGCGGGACCCAGAAGAUGCUCCUGCCAUGGACUCCCCACAGAUACGAGAGCUGGAGAUGUUUGCCAAUGACUUCAAAAUACGGAGGAUCAAACUUGGCUACACACAGACUAAUGUAGGUGAGGCUCUUGCUGCAGUGCACGGCUCAGAGUUCAGCCAGACCACAAUCUGCCGCUUUGAAAAUCUGCAGCUGAGCUUUAAAAACGCCUGCAAACUCAAGGCCAUUCUGGCUAAAUGGCUCGACGAAGCUGAGCUGGCCGGGGCUUUGUACAGCGAUAAAAUAGGAAUGAAUGAAAGGAAGAGGAAAAGACGAACGACAAUCAGCCUGGGAGCUAAAGAGGCUCUAGAGCGCAGCUUUGUGGAAAAAAGUAAACCAUCCUCCCAGGAAAUAGCCCGGAUAGCCAAAGGCCUCCAUCUGGAGAAGGAGGUGGUCAGAGUCUGGUUCUGUAACAGACGCCAAAGAGAGAAACGGGUCAAAACCAGCCUCAACCUCAGCUCCUGUUUGACCAAAAUCAGUCCAAACUGCAUCGCGCAGAUGAAUAAAACACAAAGACAAAUGACAUAAUUUAAUUUCAAAAUCUGUUCAUCUCCAGUCUGAUAGCAGCUCCUUGUGAAAAUGCGUUGUUGUUUUUUUUUUUAAUCAAAUGUCUGGCAGAAAUCACCAUGAAGUGGCAGAAGUUCACUCAACAGGAAACAGAAAAACAUCAUAAUAAUAAUGAAAACUUUUCUUAUCUUGCAUUAAGCAGCUGCUGACGCACUUAAAGCAAUUUCAUCAAGUUAACAUUCAGUUGAAAAUUGAUAUCUUGUGUUCCUGUGAUGGUCAGCCUGAUCAAAACAAAACAAAUACAAGUUAUUGUCAGUUCAUUACUUGAAUCUAACGCAGCAAAUGUUUGUUUAAACUUAAGAGAAAUCCCUAAUUACAAUGUGCUGUGGAUGUUUUUGUAUUUAUUUGAAAAUAAAUGUUCUUUACAGUAUUUUAAUCUCCCC
Molecule: messenger RNA, 2005 nt
Organism: Scatophagus argus
Lineage: Eukaryota; Metazoa; Chordata; Actinopteri; Scatophagidae
Gene: pou1f1
Product: POU class 1 homeobox 1
Exons: 7
Coding region: 456-1583 (375 amino acids)
Biological process (GO): regulation of transcription by RNA polymerase II
Molecular function (GO): DNA-binding transcription factor activity, RNA polymerase II-specific; RNA polymerase II cis-regulatory region sequence-specific DNA binding
Source: RefSeq, a predicted model, not a curated record